Messenger RNA from Engraulis encrasicolus (European anchovy), 2591 nucleotides. RefSeq names its product GTP binding protein 4 (gene gtpbp4). The transcript is spliced from 2 exons. NCBI's taxonomy places the organism in Eukaryota, Metazoa, Chordata, Actinopteri, Clupeiformes, Engraulidae. Gene Ontology annotation, cellular component: nucleolus. The record is from RefSeq and is a predicted model, not a curated record. Bases 55 to 1971 code for a protein of 638 amino acids. Gene Ontology annotation, biological process: ribosomal large subunit biogenesis. Gene Ontology annotation, molecular function: RNA binding; GTPase activity; GTP binding.
CCGAUGUCUAUCCUUUCCACCGUCGGACUGUGAACAACGUGGUCGUCCGCGAACAUGGCGCUGUACAAUUUUAAAAAGAUUAUGGUGGUCCCCACCUCAAAGGACUUCAUCGACAUCACCCUCUCCAAAACACAAAGGAAAACUCCGACGGUCGUCCACAAACAUUACCAGAUCCAUCGCAUACGACACUUCUAUAUGAGGAAAGUGAAGUUCACGCAGCAGAAUUACCACGACCGACUCACGCAGAUACUCGCCGACUUCCCCAAGCUGGACGACAUACACCCAUUCUAUGCCGAUUUGAUGAACGUUCUUUAUGACAAAGACCAUUACAAACUGGCACUGGGACAAAUUAACAUCGCUAAGAACCUGAUCGACAAUGUGGCGAAAGAUUAUUGUCGCUUGAUGAAAUAUGGCGACUCCCUCUAUCGAUGCAAGCAGCUGAAGAGAGCGGCGCUUGGUCGCAUGUGCACUAUACUGAAACGCCAAAAGCAAUCUCUGGAAUACCUGGAACAAGUCCGUCAGCAUCUGUCCCGUCUGCCGACCAUCGAUCCCAACACCCGGACUCUGCUGUUGUGUGGAUACCCCAACGUUGGAAAGUCCAGUUUUAUCAACAAGGUGACCCGAGCUGACGUGGAGGUUCAGCCCUACGCCUUCACCACCAAGUCCCUCUUCGUGGGCCACAUGGACUACAAGUACCUCCGCUGGCAGGUGGUGGACACUCCCGGCAUUCUGGACCGCCCCCUGGAGGACAGGAACACCAUCGAGAUGCAAGCCAUCACGGCACUGGCCCACCUGCGCUCCGCCGUCCUGUACAUCACCGACCCGUCCGAGCAGUGCGGUUACAGCCUCGGCCAGCAGAUGGAGCUCUUUCAAAGCAUCCGCCCCCUGUUCUCCAGUAAGCCUCUCCUGGUAGUGGCCAACAAGUGUGACGUGCGUAAGAUCAGCGAGCUCCCCGAGGAGAGCCAGAAGCUGUACGCGGACCUGGAGGCCGACGGCAUCCCCGUCAUCGAGAGCAGCACGCUCACGGAGGAGGGCGUCAUGCAGGUCAAGACAGAGGCGUGCGACCGCCUGCUGGCGUUCCGCGUUGACAACAAGAUGAAGGGCAAGAAGGUGCACGACGUGCUGAACCGCCUGCACCUGGCCGUGCCCGCCAAGAGAGACGACAAGGAGAGGCCGGCCUUCAUCCCGGAGGGCGCCAGCGUGAGGCGCAAGGCCAUGGAGGUGGACCAGGCGGCGCCCAAGCGCAAGACGGAGCGCGACUUGGAGCUGGAGCUGGGAGACGACUACAUCCUGGACUUGCAGAAGUACUGGGACCUGAUGAACGUGGAGGAGCGACAGGACAAGGUGCCGGAGAUCUGGGAGGGCCACAACAUCGCCGAUUACAUCGACCCGGAGAUCAUGAAACGCCUGGAGGAUCUGGAGAAGGAGGAGGACCUCAAGGAGAAGGCGGGCGAGUACGACAGCGACAGCGAAUCGGAGGACGAGGAGAUGAAGGAGAUCCGACAGCUGGCCGGACAGAUCCGAGAGAAGCGCAAACUCAAGAUUCUGGAGUCACGCGAGAAGGAAAUCAUGGGCCCGCGUAUGCCCCGCACGGCUAAGAAGGUGGAGCGCAAGACCAUCGAGAAGGAGAUGUCGGGUCUGGGCUUGGACAUGACCGACAAGGACGAGUCUCACUACGCCGACAAGGCCCGUCGCUCCCGCAGCGUGGUCGCAGCCAAGAAGCGCAAGCGCGACGCCUCCGAGGUGGCCACCUCUCGCACCCGCAGCCAGAGCGCAUCCAGGCCGCCGAGAGACAAGUCUGGCAUGAGGGACGGCAAGAUGGUGAAGAAGGCCAAGACCAUGAUGAAGAAGUCCCAGGGGCCCAUGAGCAGAGACGGCCGCAAAGGCGAAUCCGAUCGCCACAUCUUCAGCCUGCGACCCAAACACCUGCUGGCGGGCAAGCGCAAGAGCGGCUCCACCAGCAGACGCUAAAAUCAGAUCACAUAAAAAACUGCUGCUCACCAUAGUGGACCUAUAUUAAAAAAAAUGGCUUACCAUGAUGGAUUUCUUUCACCCCCAAAAUGUCUUACCACCCGAAUAUUGCCAUUUUGAGCAUUUAUUCCUUUAAUAAUAUAUUUAGAUAAUGUUGAUAACUGAACACAUGCACACACCUUAAACACAGUUGCCUGUACACACACACACACACACACACACACACACACACACACACACACACACACACACACACACACACACACACAGGAGUUCAAAUUAAAAACGCACAUAUUGCGUUGGUCUUUGGGGAAAGACAAUAAAUUGUGUCUGACAUGUUAAUGCAGACAUGCUUGGUUUUGGGUAUUUUGGCGUCUGUCAAGAAGAGAAUUGUACUGUUGCUGUGAUUGAAUUUAUUUGUUUGUCAAACCAACGCACGUCAUACUAAACAUAGGUAAUCUCUGCUGAGUUUGUGUUGGCUGUGUGAACGACGAAAGGAUGCAUUGUUUUGUCAAUUCAAUAAAUAAGAACUUCAUAACAGCAAAAAAAAGAUUCUUGAGUAAUGGUGAAUGAAAUUGCACGUACUGUCAAACUGCAAGUAAUAUAUGUAUAUGAAUUAG